Messenger RNA from Miscanthus lutarioriparius, 1770 nucleotides. The record is from the annotation of a GenBank genome assembly. NCBI's taxonomy places the organism in Eukaryota, Viridiplantae, Streptophyta, Magnoliopsida, Poales, Poaceae.
AUGGCGAAGAAGCUGGGGAAGAAGGCGCGCAAGUUCGCGCGCAAGAACCUGCAGUCCGCCGCCAAGCGCAACCGCAAGAUCCGCAACCAGUUCAACCACCGCCGCGGACCCCGCAGAGGCGAGUCUCUGCCCCCCACGCUUCUCACCUGCGCUUGCUUGUUUGGCUGUGGGAGAGCCGGCCGGGAGGAUGGAGACGAGGACGUGCCGCAGCGGGUCCACGAUUCCACCAUGGUCACCAAUGAUGAAGAUGCUACUUUGAUCCAUGGCUUGGAGUUUCCAGAUGAUGAUGCUGAACUAGAUGCUGAUCUGUCUGACAGUGAUGGUUAUCUAUCUGAGGAUCCUGGAUGUCCAUACUAUUCUGACAGCGAGGAUGAGAAAGCUGAUAAAGAUUGUAUCUUGGAAGAUGGUUUGGACAGACAGAACGAUGACAUGAAUCGGGAUAUCAAAAAGCAAAAGAAAAAGUUGAAGAAGUUGCUGGAUAAGGACCCUGAAUUUGCAAAUUUCCUUGAAAAAUGGCAGUCGGAGUUGGAGAGCUACAGAAGUAAAGAAGACUCUGAUGAAGAUGGAAUGGAUUCUAUGGAUGAUGAUGAUGACUCCAAUGAUGGAAAUUCCCCAAAUGCUAAGAUUUUAUUUCGCUUGUGGGCAAGUGGUGAUCAGAGCUUGUCUCUGUCAGCAUUUCUUAUGAUCCGAGAAGUAGCUUCACUGUUACCUGACUGUUUGGAUCUCUGUUUAACUAAAUCCUACAAUACAUACCUUGCCAGUACCAAGCUUGUGAAUGACAGAAACACAAAGCAUAUUUAUUUUCUGAUUGACUGUCUGGUAGAGCUGUAUUCUCUUGAUGUUCAGAAAUCGUAUGAGAGGGCAGUAACCUCCGUGGAGCAACUGAAUGCUAUUCUUAGACAGGCUUCUAAAACCAAGGAAAAGGAAGAUCUCAGAAAGAUAGAUAACUGGCAAUAUAUUAAUUGUGUCAACCUAUGGGUUCGGUUUCUGUGUUGUCACUACAAGGAUUACAAUCUCCAUCCCUUAUUUUCUGAAGUUCUUCAAGUAAUAAGAGGAGUGGCUCACUUAUUCCGAGGCACAAGGUACUUACCGUUGAGACUGAGGCUUGUGCAGAUGCUGAACGAGCUUUCCUCCUGCAGUCAGAUGUUCUAUCCAAUUCCAUCGUUGCUAUUUGACUGCCUAGAAUUCAGAGAAGUCUCUCAGAAAGAACAAACACAAAGAACAAAGAUCAACUUCUCAUCGCUGUUGAAGGUGCCAAAGAACCUGCUGAAAUCAAGGGAUUUCCAAGAGGAGUGCGUUCUUUCAGCGAUUCAGGUUCUAUCAGCACAUUUUGCCCAGUGGAGCUACCAUGUUUCCUUCCCAGAAGUAGCCACCAUUCCUCUUUUCCUCUUGAAAAAGCUACACGAGCAGACAACAAUUGAACCACUUCACCGUCCUAUUAAGCGAUUAAUAGACCAGGUGACUGAGAACAAGGAUUUUAUUGAAAGGAAAAGAGAGGUGGUAUCCUUCUCACCAAAUGACAAGGCAUCAGUUGAUAGCUUCCUUCAGGAGGAGAAAGUCAGCAGAAACACUUCAUUCACUCGAUUUUAUGCAUCAGUAGCUGAAAACUGUCAACCAAAAGGUAAUAUUGUACAGUACUUAAUAAACAGCAUCACCACACUUCUUAUUUACCAAGCCAUUGACACUGUUGCUCGGAUGCAGGGAGAAAAACACUUUAAAAUGCCAAGGGAAUUUCUGAGAGCCAUCUGGAAUUGGUUGGCCUCCAAGUGA